Molecule: messenger RNA, 1833 nt
Organism: Cryptotermes secundus
Lineage: Eukaryota; Metazoa; Arthropoda; Insecta; Blattodea; Kalotermitidae
Product: acyl-CoA Delta(11) desaturase
Exons: 6
Coding region: 105-1178 (357 amino acids)
Biological process (GO): unsaturated fatty acid biosynthetic process
Cellular component (GO): endoplasmic reticulum membrane
Molecular function (GO): stearoyl-CoA 9-desaturase activity; iron ion binding
Source: RefSeq, a predicted model, not a curated record
ACUGAGUUGCGCGGGAGCGGUCAAAGUGCUGUCAGUCCAAUUCCAGCAGGCAGUGAAGUCGGAAGAGGGGAUACCAUAAGUGAUAGAUUUUCGCCUCUUCUACAAUGGCUCCAAAUGUAACAACUUCUCCUACUGAAGUUUCGUGUACUUCUGACACUACAUUACUCUCAUCAAACGAAUUAAAAAGUGAUGCGACAAAACCCUGCCUGAAGUACAGAAGAGAAAUUGUGUGGCCAAAUGUUGUCAUGCAUGCUUAUUUAAAUUUGGCUGCCCUUUAUGGAGCCUACUUGAUGUUGACGUCUGCUAAAAUACUCACAGGAAUAUGGGCCUUCAUUUUGUACGAGGGAGGUAUACUGGGAAUCACAGCGGGCGCCCAUCGGCUGUGGUCCCAUCGCGCUUACAAAGCGAAGUGGCCGAUGAGGCUUGUUCUUAUGCUAUUACACACACUGGCUUUUCAGACAUCAGUGCACGAAUGGGUUCGUAAUCACAGGGUGCACCAUAAAAAUAGUGACACUGAUGCAGACCCUCACAAUGUGCACCGCGGUUUCUUCUUCACUCAUUAUGGCUGGAUGCUGCUACGGAAACAUCCAGCUGUCAAGGAAAAAGGCAAGCAAAUUGACACCUCGGAUCUUGAUACUGACCCAUUUCUGAUAUUCCAGAAGAGGUAUUACAUCAUUAUCAUGCCUCUUUUAUGCUUCCUGAUACCAAGCGCAGUUCCAGUGUAUUUCUGGGGCGACACGUGGACAAAUGCAUAUCAUAUUGCGGCUGUGUUGCGUCAAGUAAUAACACUUCACAUGACCCUGAUCACCAACAGCGUUACACAUUGGCCCGGCACGUGGAAAAAAAGGCCUUAUGACAAGAACAUCUGCCCAUCAGAAAACUUUCUUGUCUCCUUAUUGACACUUGGCGAGGGAUGGCAUAAUUUUCACCAUGUAUUUCCCUGGGAUUAUAAAACUUCGGAAAUCGGGAACAACCGCAUCAACCCAACUACUCACUUCAUUGACUUCUGUGCCCGAAUCGGUUGGGCAUACGAACUGAAGACAGUUCCUAUGUCGAUGGUCAGGAAGAGGAUUGAACGCACAGGUGACGGAACUCACGAAAUCUGGGGUUGGGGUGACACAGAUAUGACCAUCAAGGACAGGAACUUGGCAGAAGUUAUCAAUAAGGAAGUGAUGUAACAGGAAGUGAGACGGAUAGAGUGUGCCAUGUGAGAAUCCAUCUGGAACAAUUUUAGAUAAAAAGCAUUAAUAUAUUUUUAAUUAAUUAUAUUUAUAUAAUUGGCGAGUGCAUUUGUUAGUGUCUGUAUUCUUUUCACAUAUUAGAGCGAAGUAGGGAGAGUAACGUUUGAUGAAUUAUAUAAACGCGUUACCUCAGUACACAUGUGAAUCUCUCACAUUAGAUUUGAAAGAAUCAUUUAUUUAUAUGCCAGUAUUUUAUUGUCUCAAAUGAAGCUGUAUAAUAAUGCGAAAAAGUCUUUGUUACUGAGCCUACCCAAGUCUGAGCGUUUAACACGAGAGUCUCUGUGAAAAUUUUUCGGUACCAAAACCCAUGAAGUCUGACAUAAACAAACAGCACUUAUGAGACGGAUAUACAGACGUAAGGGUGCGAAUGUAACAUGCUGGUUAAUUUAAGAGAAAGAAGAAAAUAUUAUUAUUGAACUAUACAACAAAGUUCUUAAGCUUUAAAGCAAUAAAUUUCGGAGUGUUCUCUCUCGCUUAGCACACGAAGGAAUCUAUCGCUGUUGUCACAGGCGAAAUGCUGCUGUUUCUGCCCUGUAUAUUCUCCUCGUAUGUAAUAUUUUUCAUAAAUAAAGUACUUAAAAUACUCCUCGGA